AUGUCUAUAGUUAUGUCCUCCAUUAACUCCAUUUUGAUGGCACCACUUCAAUGUUUGAUCCACAGAGACUUCCAUGAAGUUGUAGCAAGAAUGCCUCUCAUCGAUAGGCUUCUCUUUCUAGCUGUUCACUCCAUUGAUAAGUUGGGAAUAUGGCACCGCUUACCAGUCUUCUUGGGUCUGGUUUAUCUGGCUUUUCGUCGGCACCUUCACCAGAAAUACAACUUAUUUAGCGUUGGCACACCUCCCGUCGGCGUUCGGUCCAAUCCCGCCGAUCAUCCCUUCAGAACAGCAGAUGGGAAAUUUAAUGAUCCCUUCAAUGAAGGUGCCGGAAGCCAGGGAACUUUCAUUGGCAGGAACAUUCUUCCUANCAGGGAACUUUCUUUGGCAGGAACAUUCUUCCUGUUGAUCAGAAAAAUAAGGUAA
Ilex paraguariensis (yerba mate) is the source of this 423-nucleotide messenger RNA. The record is from the annotation of a GenBank genome assembly. Lineage: Eukaryota; Viridiplantae; Streptophyta; Magnoliopsida; Aquifoliales; Aquifoliaceae.